AAAACCAUUGAACUAUAAAACAAAAAACAUCAUAUGAGUGAAGCCUAACGGAUGCAUAUAUCAGAUGUAAUUUUGUUUCUAUAGGUUUCUUUUAUGGCAUAUAGUUUACAAAAUGUGUUUUUACAUCAGGAGAAGGAACAGAAAUUAAUUGUAGCCUAGUAAAGGCAAAAAAAAAAUCGUUUUUUUCCUUAACAUUGAACAUUGGAGAAAAAUAUAUCCAGGUGUUGGGCUAUGCGUAUGAAACAAUGAUUCAAGGCUCUAAGCUAAACAAACAUUACAGCUAAGAGAGCAUGAAGAAACUAACAAAAUAACCAAGAAAAGAAAAGAUACCAGAAAGCGGUAGGCAUCAAGGUAUGUAAAAGCAUCGCACAUAAACUCUCCAAUAAGCAUACUUCAGCGAGCAUAUAGAAGCCCUUAUAAAGAAAACCAAAUAAGGCAAUUGGCCAUGGCCAUGAAAUUCAGUGAAUCCUUUGCUUUUCAAUCGAUAAACAUCUUGCUCUGUAAGACACACCUUUGCAUUUAAUGUGGGAAUUCCUUGCUUUGUAAGUCAUACUCAUUCUUAAGCAAUCAAAUCAGUUCCUAUAUGAGCCAUACUCCUCCAAAAGCAAUCAAAACAUGUCCCAAACUAUACCCCUAGGGCACAUAGUAGUAGCAAUAUAUAUAAAGAUUCAAGAGACCAACCCUAAUAAAUACACUAGACAUCUAAACCGUUGCAUGUAUAGGAAUUUAGAAAAAGGUUUAAAUAAGUAAAAAAAAUUACUCUGAUUUAGUACUCCUCUCAUGGACAGUCCCUCCUAUUUGGAAUAAAUCAAAAGGAGCAAAGAAGCUUAUGGCUGAAGGGGAAGUGGAAGCUUAAUUGUUUGAAUGAAAAACCAAAAGAGAGAGACAUGUGACUCUUUAAGGGUCAUGUACUCCUCCUUAUUAUAGAAAGAAUGAAUUUUAUCGUAAUUUUUAUGUUCAGUUUCUUUUCUGUCCUACAUAUCAAACACCAUACAAUUGUUUGACCUUAAUACAACACAUUGUAGAGACAUGCCAAUCAACCAUGCAUAAAGCAAGGAGCGCAUCAGGUUUGGUCAUGCAAUUACCUUAUGCAAGAUAUGAGUCUAAACGUACGAACCUGGGACGAACAAUGGAAAUUCAUGGUCCAAAGCUUUUAGGGACUUCAUACAAGGAUCCCGUUGCAAGUUUUAACCUCUUUCGGGAUUUCACUGUCCAACAUCCUGAGGUUUAUUGGUCAAUUAUUCUAAAAGAGCUUUCAGUUAUAUUUCAUGAAUCUCCUAAAUGCAUUCUGGAUACCGCUGACAGAUCAAGACCUGGGGGAACUUGGCUUCCUGGUUCAGUUUUGAAUAUUGCUGAAUGUUGCUUAUUACCCUCAAGUCAUCCCAGAAAAGAGGAUGAUAGUUUUGCAGUUGUAUGGAGAGAUGAAGGCAAUGAUGAUUCCAAUGUGAACCGUAUGACACUUAAAGAACUUCGAGAGCAAGUAAUGUUAGUGGCAAAUGCACUAGAUGCAACUUUCCAAAAGGGUGAUGCAAUUGCAAUUGAUAUGCCAAUGACAGUCAAUGCAGUUGUUAUAUACCUGGCAAUUGUUUUAGCUGGAUUUGUUGUUGUAUCAAUAGCUGAUAGUUUUGCUGCAAAUGAAAUUGCAACACGUUUGCGGGUCUCUAAGGCGAAGGCUAUCUUCACUCAGGAUUAUAUACUAAGAGGAGGUCGAAAGUUUCCUUUAUACAGUCGAGUUGUAGAAGCUUCUCCAUGUAAAGCUAUCGUGCUCCCUGUGAGUGGGAAUGCUGUAGGCAUUCAAUUAAGGGAACAAGACCUAUCAUGGAAAGACUUUCUUGCCUGUGUCAAUCAGCAUUCAAGACCAAAAUAUUACACUCCAACUUAUCGACCAAUAGAUUCUGCAAUUAACAUACUAUUCUCAUCCGGAACCACAGGAGAACCAAAAGCUAUUCCAUGGACUCAACUUUCCCCUAUUCGUUGUUCUUCUGAUGCAUGGGCUCACAUUGACAUCGGAGUUGGAGAUGUUUUCUGCUGGCCUACAAAUCUAGGAUGGGUGAUGGGACCGAUUUUACUGUUCUCAUGCUUUCUAACUGGUGCAACCCUUGCUCUCUAUCAUGGAUCUCCUUUGGGCCGUGGAUUUGGGAAAUUUGUUCAGGAUGCAGGAGUAACUGUUUUGGGCACAGUUCCAAGCUUAGUGAAAGCUUGGAAGAAUACCAAGUGUGUGGAAGGCUUAGACUGGACAAAGAUAAAAUCCUUUGCGAGCACUGGAGAAGCCUCUAAUGUUGAUGAUGACCUUUGGCUUUCCUCAAAAUCUUACUACAAGCCAGUUAUUGAAUGUUGCGGAGGCACAGAGCUGGCAUCAUCUUACAUCCAAGGGAGUCAACUGCAACCACAAGCUUUUGGAGCAUUUAGCACUGCAUCAAUGACAACUGGCCUAGUUAUCUUGGAUGAACAUGGAGUUGCUUCUCUGGAUGAUAAAGCUUGUGUUGGUGAAGUCGGUUUAUUCCCUCUGUAUUUGGGAGCAACUGAUAGAUUGCUUAAUGCUGAUCAUGAGAAGGUUUACUUUAAGGGAAUGCCGAUACAUAACGGAAUGUGCCUCAGGAGACAUGGGGAUAUCCUUAAGAGAACUGUUGGAGGCUAUCUUGUCGUCCAAGGAAGGGCUGAUGACACGAUGAAUCUUGGUGGCAUUAAGACAAGUUCUGUUGAAAUUGAGCGAGUUUGUGACUGGGCUGAUGAAAGCGUCUUGGAGACUGCUGCAGUGAGUGUAGCACCACCAGAUGGUGGUCCAGAACUAUUGGUAAUAUUUGUGGUGCUAAAGAAAGGAUAUGAUUGCCAACCAGAGAAGCUGAAGAUGAUAUUCUCGAAAGCCAUUCAAGUCAACCUCAACCCCUUGUUCAAGGUGAAAACUGUGAAGAUAAUCCCAGAGUUUCCUCGAACUGCUUCGAACAAAUUACUGAGGAGAGUUUUGAGGGACCAAAUAAAGCAUGAACUGUCUGUCCGAAGUAGAAUGUAACGGCAGCUUCAGCAAGGCCUUGCAGCAUCAUAUACCAGACACCAGUAAGAAAAUUUGUCUCCCCUUUGUGCAUGGAUGUGGAUGUGUAGAGUAUGAAAAUUUAGUAAUGAUUGGUAUUCCCAAUCUGUUUGUCACUUGUCACUGUUAUGGGCUCUAAUGGUGUUGGAUUAGACCUGUUAAAGUUAAAGAGCCAUCUACAUAUACUUCAGCGCGAUGCAAAUUUGCUCUUCAGUUUACUAA
This is a messenger RNA of Theobroma umbraticum, 3250 nucleotides long. Its product is annotated as putative CoA ligase CCL12. The record is from RefSeq and is a predicted model, not a curated record. NCBI's taxonomy places the organism in Eukaryota, Viridiplantae, Streptophyta, Magnoliopsida, Malvales, Malvaceae.